Molecule: messenger RNA, 206 nt
Organism: Didymodactylos carnosus
Lineage: Eukaryota; Metazoa; Rotifera; Eurotatoria; Philodinida; Philodinidae
Source: the annotation of a GenBank genome assembly
AUGCUCGUUUAAAAUCAAUAUUUAAUUGUGAUCAUCCAUCUAUGUGGAAAUUCAUUCAACAUUUACAACACGAAGAAAAUUACAUUUAUACUCGUAUUGUAAGAUUAGAUGCGGGUGAUGCUCCUGAAGCAGGAAAAAAGUAUUUGGAUCAUACAAAACGAUUACUUCAUUUAAUAAUCUUCAUUCAAAUAUUAUGGAUCAACUAG